Prorocentrum cordatum is the source of this 362-nucleotide messenger RNA. NCBI's taxonomy places the organism in Eukaryota, Dinophyceae, Prorocentrales, Prorocentraceae. The record is from the annotation of a GenBank genome assembly.
GGCCGGUGCGGCGCCGGCAGCGGCGGGGCACCGGGGCGGGGGUACGCAGGCUACGGCGCAUGGAGCUCGCACGCCUGGCCGAGGGCGCCCAGGAGGUCCCGUGGGAGGCCGCUCGCGCACCGGCCAGGCUGCUGCGGGCGGAGGCGGUGCACGGCAUGCCUUCCUCCGGCGGCGAGGAGGACGCCGCCCUGCUCAGCAACGAGGGGAGUCCGCUCGGCAGGAAUGAGUCCGCAGGCGGGUCCGCAGGUGAUGCGGAUGUCGAUGCCGUGAAGCACGAGCUCGCCGAGAGGAAGAGGCGGCAGAGGGAGGCAAUGGGCAAGGACGAACAGGAGGAGGCGCUGUGGAUGGAGAUCGCCAAGGAC